This is a messenger RNA of Bufo bufo (common toad), 1738 nucleotides long. Its product is annotated as phospholipid scramblase 2-like. Gene Ontology annotation, molecular function: phospholipid scramblase activity. Lineage: Eukaryota; Metazoa; Chordata; Amphibia; Anura; Bufonidae. Gene Ontology annotation, biological process: plasma membrane phospholipid scrambling. The coding region runs from base 85 to 1032 and encodes 315 amino acids. The record is from RefSeq and is a predicted model, not a curated record. The transcript has 9 exons. Gene Ontology annotation, cellular component: plasma membrane.
UACUGCCUGCUCAGAGUCAGUACAGGGCGGACCAGAGAGAGAGCAGCCGCUGAGGGACAUUAGACUUCUCUGCUUGCUGCAACCAUGGAAAUGAAAGGAACCAAUGGACAAGACCCAAAUUAUGGAGGUGGUUACCAACCUGCAAUGAACCCAGGACCAGGAUAUCCACCAGGGAAUCAACCUGCUCCCGGAUUUCCACCUCCAGCUAUGCCAGGACCUUAUGGAUAUGCACAGCCAGCACCCGGAGCAUACCAAGGUCAACCAGGUAAUCCUAACUAUGGCCCAUAUGGAGGAGGCCCUCCUGUACAAAACCAGCCGAUGCUUUCAGGAAAUGUAGCAUCUGCAUGGAUGCCAGCACCUCCACCAGACCCCAACUGUCCACCAGGAUUAGAAUAUCUAUGCCAGAUAGAUCAACUUCUUGUCCAUCAACAAGUAGAACUACUGGAAGCUUUAAUUGGCUAUGAAUCGAAUAACAAAUACGAGAUCAAGAAUAGCAUGGGUCAGAGGGUGUACUUUGCUGCCGAACAAAACGAUUGCUGUACGAGGAACUUCUGUGGAGCCGCUCGGUCAUUUGCCAUGACGAUUGUAGAUAACUCUGGUCGUGAGGUAGUGCGAAUCAUACGCCCUUUCAGGUGCUCUGCGUGUUGUUUCCCAUGCUGUCUACAGAAACUUGAAGUUCAGGCUCCUCCUGGAAACGUAGUUGGCUAUGUGAAACAGAAAUGGCACCCAUGUCUGCCCAAGUUUGUUAUACAGAACGAGCGUGAGGAGGAUGUUCUUAAACUGCACGGACCCUGCAUCCCCUGUAGAUGCUGUUCAGAUGUGAACUUUGAGCUGAAGUCACUUGAGGAGGAGUCUGUUGUUGGACGGAUUUCCAAACAAUGGUCCGGAGCUGUAAAGGAGAUAUUUACAGAUGCUGACAACUUUGGAGUUCAGUUCCCCAUGGACCUUGACGUAAAGAUCAAAGCUGUCAUUCUUGGUGCCUGCUUCCUUAUUGAUUUCAUGUUUUUCGAAAAAUCUGGAAAUAACAAUUAGAAUGUGAAGAUGGCUUUAAACUGGGAGGAAAAAACGAUUUGUUUUUAAUUUCAGGUUUUUAAAUGCAUGGUUGACCGUUUUUAUUAUGUAUUUUAUUUUCAAAUGUAUAAAUCCCACUCAGGUGUUGUUAACCAGGGCGCUUUGACUUUUUUUUACCUGUUGCCUAGAAGAUAGGAUGUUCUGCGCAGCCGUUGCUCUCAGAACCUGAGACCAGCAAAUUUUACUAUGAACCACACAGCCAAAUAACCAGUUUCUAUGAUAUGAGGUUAUACUCCGUUACCCCCCACCCUGCUUAGAUUACUUCUUUCUGUUGACUAUGCACUCCAAUGCUUAGGAUUCCUGCAGUGUUUUUGGAAAAAUACCAAUCCUGUUUGUGAGAAAAAGCUGGAAGUGGAUACAGCAGGAAGAAAUCUCUAAAAAAAAAAAAUGAAACUACCACAAAAAUUGUGGCAUUUAAAAAACAAACUGUGAAACUACCCUUUUUUUUUUUUUUCUGGAAAAGCCAGAGUUUUUGAUGAAGGGGAAAUGCAAAGGAAGGUCUCCUUUCUGCUUGAUCUACUUCUGGCUUUGGCUCAAACUGCAGUUUAGGUUAACACUCUAUAUUUUUUUUAUUUUUUUGUAAAAAUAUUGCAUUUUCUGUUUUUUGCACAUCCAGGUGUUACAUGUUGGCUAAUAGUAAAAUAUAUUUUAAAAAAACUACAAAUAA